UCGAUAUCGGCGUAUCUCGAAAAUGGAGUGAGAAGGAUCUACCCGUGUUAUAAUGACAACCGUAUCCUUAAUAGAAUACAAUCCAGACAAAGGAUCCCGCCAUUCACCAUCAACUCCAACUAAAGGGUUAGACAAGACAAAAGUUGCUAAGAUAGGAAGUUUGACAGCGGCCAACAGAAGCAGGGAAGGUAGCUGUACUGUCAACGAAAUACAAGGGCUAUCCCUUUUAAAUACAGAGCUGACACACACACUUAAAAGUCGAACAGCAAUACGGAGAAAACCGAGAGAGAUUGAUCUUCUACCACAAAGACCAUCAACUACCCAGUAUUAUCAGCACACGUUUUAUGAUCCUGCGUGCGCCAAAGAUGAGAUACAAACAGGACCACUGAGUGUCAAUGGAGAAAAACUGGAUGCUCUAUCCAAUCUGCAGUUUCGUCUGCCAAGUACGCCACUAACACAUAGGCGACAGUAUUACAUCAGCCAAUCAUAUAGCAGUACAACUUGUAGUGAAUGCAGUAAAUGCGGUGGAAGAUCGUCUCCCGAUAACCCACCGUCAUCUCCCAAUCCAGAAGCAUCUUAUUUAAAGUUGGAUGGUAAAAAAAUGUCAUGUCCUGAUUUCAGAUCUAAAUCUGAGUUGAAAGAUUUCAAACCCGGAUUAUUAAAGAAAACGUCGUAUUGCUGUGUCAAAUGUGAGGGGAGAAUGACAAGCCACGACACGUUGAUGUUGGAAUCGGAAAGUCCAUUCCAGUCUUAUUUCCGCCAGCCAGCAACGUAUGCAGAAACCCUGCCAUAUAACAACAUAAAACCAUUACACCCAGACAAGAGCUUGGAAACUUGUGAAGAACUGAUUGUUGACCAACCUCUAAAAGACAGUUUUCUAAAAGAUGAUAUGUUUACUUUACCAGAAUUACCACAUCAUAUAGCCAAUGAAAAAGUGAUAUCUAAAGCUGUAUUAGAACGUCACAAAGGCAAUCAAAGAUCAAGGCUCAGCCCGAGAUAUCUACAUAAUAAUCAUAAUAAAAUGAGGUCCGAUGAAAAUGAAGAACUUUCAAGUUCAACUUGCAUUAUAUCCAAACAGAUAUUUCACAGUUCUAACAAAACAGAAAUUAUAAACGAAGAAACAACAAGCCAGCAAUUUAAAGUUUCUACCAAUGAAACUAAUGAAAUUCACCAAAACUCUGGAGAAAGGAAAGAAAAAGAUACAGAGAGACGUGCUGUUGAUGGGAUAAUAAAUCUACUUUGGCCAAACCACCAAUCAUGCGAAAAGUACUUACAUUCACCUAUCACUUUGCUGGCGCGACCAAACAUCCAUCCACGUGAAAACGACUCACAUUCACCUGUCCCUACGUGGGAGCGUCUAAAUCACCAACCAUGUGAAAAGUACUCGCAUUUAGCUUUCCCUUCGAGCGACCGGCCGAAUUACAAACCAUGUGAAAAGUGCUCACAUUUACCUGUCAUUUCGAGAGAGAAAGCCUCAUCGAUGUCAACCAGUGAUCUAAUACAAAGUGAAGUAACAGAAGCAACACCAUCUCCUGGUUUAGAGCCAUGUGAAGAAGCAGAAGCACCACCAUCACCUGAUUUAUCGCAAAUUGAAUUAACAGAAACACCACCACUUGCCGAUUUAGGUACUCCAUAUAAUUCAAACACGGAAAUGCAGAUUGGAAUACAUUUAGAAGAUCCUAGUAUUUCUGUUAGCAUACAUAAUCUUCCAAGUAAUUCGUCAUCAAAGGACAAUGACAUUAUAAUAGAGGCCGAAAUUUUCAAAACAGAAAGUGUCAAACAAACUUUGACAAAUGCAGUAUAUUCAAAAGACGAGUUCAUAGGAAGAGUAAAUGGCAUGGAAUCAAGAGAGAUGUUACAAGACAUCAUGCGCGAGUGUGCCCAGGGAUUAAGACAUAUAUCUCAUAGGGGAUUUUUGCCAGACAUUUCUGCAAGAAAGGACUUUUACUUUGAACCAAAUACCGAUAAACGGUACAACAGAUGGAAAAGAAGGCGAAAGAAGAAGAGCAAACAGGGUCGAGAUGGAAAGCAGCAAGAAUUGGUAUCACCUGACGACAGCUCGGAAGAAGAAGCCAAUGACGAGGAAGACUCCAUCGCUCCGGAAAGACCCGAUUCACAACCCAAGUUUCGCCGUCGACGCCGAGAAACCUUAAAGAAGCUUUUUGGUAGCGAACAGGCAAUGUUGUGCUAUGAUGCUAGUUCGGAUCUAAUAUCUUCAGACAGAGAUAAUUACAUGUCAUGGGCGAAUAACCUACGAACUAGUCAUCAUGCUCCAAUAUCUGAUGAGGAAUUUGACGCGUUUAAAGAUAAAAGUAACGAUGGAACGCAUCUUUCGUCUCUAUAUAAUCAGCAAGAGAAAUAUACAAGCUCAACCUUUUUACAACAACUGGGUUCUAACAUAGAAAGAUCAGUGAAGUCAACAAAGGCUGUAACUCGGACAAAAGAUGUUAUACCACUAACAGAAGGUUUCGACGGGAAUGAUACCGAUAUUAUCAAAAGGGUCAACAGCCGUUUUAAAAUGCAAGAUAGGCAAACACAAAAUAGAUCAAAAAAAAGCAAGUGCUUAGACAGACAUCAUAACGAAGUGAGUAAAGGAAACAGAUCAAAGUUACCUCAGAAUAGAAAUGUUGAGGGAUUAAAUGUUGAAAUUAUUCAUAGAGGCAAGCAUGCAGAAGAUUCGAGUUUUGUUCGGGAAAAAAUAAUUUCAUGUGAAAAUGGUGGUACAAAACCUAACAGAAUGCUCGAGUUGGUAUCUCCGGAAAAUGACUUUAUCACAUCUCCGAAUAACUCGAUUAAACAUGGAUACUUAUCAGCUCCUGAUCAAGCCUCAGCUGCCGGUCAAAUGUUAGAUGCAAGUAGUUGUCGACAGAAUUUAUCAGCACCCAAUCAAGUGUUAGAUGCAAGUUGUAAUAGAAAAAGUUCCCAUGCUACCGACCAAAUGUUGGAUGCAAGUGAUUAUCGACAAAAUUCAUCAUCUGCCGAUCAACUGCUGGAUGCCGAUGAUUAUCGACAAAAUUCACCAACUGCCGAUCAAGUGCUGGAUACAAGUGGUUAUCGCCAAAAUUCCCAUACUACCGACCAAAUGUUGGAUGCAAGUGAUUAUCGACAAUAUUCAUCAUCUGCCGAUCAACUGUUGGAUGCCGAUGAUUAUCAACAAAAUUCCCAAACUCCGAAUCCAAAGUGGAAUCCAAGUGGUUAUCGGCAAAAUUCAGCAACUGCCAAUCAAGUGCUGGAUGCGAGUGGUUAUCGACAAAAUUCCCCAACUGCUGACCAUGUGUUGGAAGCAAGAGGUCAUCGACAAAAUUCAUCGGAUAUCGGUCAAGGUAUGGAUGCAAGUGAUUAUCGACAAUAUUCCUCACCUGACGAUCAUGCGUUUAAUGCAUGUGGCUAUCGACAAAAUUCAUCGGAUGUUGGUCAAGGGAUGGAUGCAAGUGAUUGUCGACAGAAUUUCUCAACUGACUGUCAAUUGUUGGAGGAUAGUUGUUGUCGACAAAGUUUUUCAGCUUCUGAUCAAAUGUUAGACGCAAGUAGUUAUCGACAAAAUAAUGUACUAAAUGGCUAUUCCGAACCAAUUCUGCAAAAUGUGCUUCAUUCAUCGAUGAAUUCCACAAGUGAGUGCGAUUCAGACCCAUUUAUACGAGUAGAAACUGUACUGCGAAAUAGUCAACAGUAUGGAAAUCUUAGCAAUCAAAUACUAACAAAAGAUAGUCGCGAAAACAUCACAGGUAUCCCCAUGCAAUCAUCUCGUCACCGUUUUUACAAUAAAGAUAGGAAAAGCGAUUUCAACACCAUUUUAGAUCUAGAAAGGUCUGUUUUAAAGUUGGCAAAACAGCACCACCAGAAAAAUCAGUCUUUGUCCAACAAGAAGUAUUCUGCAGGUCAGCUUAAACCAAAACUUCCUAAUAUUCAAGAUGUCAAGGCAUCAACACGAAGUACAGAUAAAGGGAAACAGUUAAAGAAUUAUAGAAAUAUCUUGGAUAGGUUUGUAAAACCUUUGGACGUCCAGAACGUUGAGGGAAACACUAAUCCUUACCUCAAGGAGAACGAUGCUGUUCUGGUCACAACGACCUAUCGACAUAGGAAGGAGAAUCCUGUUAUAAAGAAUGAUAAACUGAAAAGAGAAAAACGUUCACAACGUCAACCCCUGUCGAAAAAGCUGAAUAAUUCAACAGUACAAUCUGUGCAAGAAAACGAACCUGCUGAAACAGAACUAUCAAUGCUGACACUGAAUGAACUUUUGCAAACAAUGCCUGGAAACAAAGUGAAAAAGUUCAUCCAAAAGGUGACGAAGAAAAUAACUUGUGAUCAAUCGGAUCAAGAUUCAGGAAAAGAAUUACCUGCAUUAGAUGUGAAGAAACUGAAUAUGAUAGCCAAGGCAUACACAGAUUCAGAGCAAGAAAAGGCCAGUCCGAAAUGUUUGGGAGAACAAACCAAAUCUUUACCCAACCAAACUAUACAAGCUGAAUCUAGCCGACCUCAUUCUCAUGAAAGAAGCAUAUCUAAUUUGUCAUUUUCAAGAGCUUUCACUUUCUCAGUAUUUGACCUACCAGAUGGAUAUAGGGAAAAGAAUAAGCAACUACAAAGAAGAGCUUAUACAGCCAUCAAGUCUCGCUAGGAGUAGAUGUUUCACCAACAAAAAUGAAGACAAUAUAUGAAGAUUAUGUGUAUGUAAAUAAAUGUUAAAAGCAUUAAAAAUAUUAUUCUGGUAUUAAAUCCAAUUCAUAAUAA
This is a messenger RNA of Mytilus trossulus (common blue mussel), 4728 nucleotides long. RefSeq lists its product as uncharacterized. Lineage: Eukaryota; Metazoa; Mollusca; Bivalvia; Mytilida; Mytilidae. The record is from RefSeq and is a predicted model, not a curated record. Bases 53 to 4615 code for a protein of 1520 amino acids. The transcript has 12 exons.